Clarias gariepinus (North African catfish) is the source of this 4839-nucleotide messenger RNA. RefSeq names its product terminal nucleotidyltransferase 4A (gene tent4a). The transcript has 13 exons. Lineage: Eukaryota; Metazoa; Chordata; Actinopteri; Siluriformes; Clariidae. Gene Ontology annotation, biological process: RNA 3'-end processing. The record is from RefSeq and is a predicted model, not a curated record. Gene Ontology annotation, molecular function: poly(A) RNA polymerase activity; mRNA binding. The coding region runs from base 234 to 2477 and encodes 747 amino acids. Gene Ontology annotation, cellular component: nucleolus; TRAMP complex.
UAUUGGAUCUGCUGUCUCACAGGCCGAGAGGAACAAACAGACCCCUGAUUGGUCCUCAGUUCUCGGCUCGUCGUUCUAGAGCUCCAUGUUAUUUUUAAUGUAAGCGUGUGUGCUGGUUAAACAGCUCUCGGUCUGGAGGACGCUACAGGAGGGCCCAGGACAGCUGGGUGUGUUUUCUCUCCUGCUUGGGUGAGGCUAGCUAAGCUAAACCAGGCUAAGCUAGUGGAAUUUGAAUGGAUCCGAGGGUCGCCUGGAUUCAGCCGGAACAGAAGGGACCCGCUAACGCGCUAUGGAUGCACGUGUGGGAGACAUCUCAGGGAAUCCGGACUAACCAUCAGACCGAGCUGUGUGUCAGCGCCGGGGUUUUGUGUAAAGACCCAGCAGCAGAUGUUCACGGGUGUUCAUCCGGCACCCACCAUCUUCCUCCUCCUCCUCCUCCUUCUUCUUCUUCAUCACCAUCCUUAUCAUCUUCUUCUUCUCAUCAAAGCAAUGCGAACAGUACUAAUAUCCGGAGCGCCUUCUCGACAUUAUCGAUUAAUAAUAAUAAGAACGUUAGCGCUGUGAGCACAAGCGGCAUGUCUCCCACUGACUCCCGGUCUCCGCCUGAGCCGGGCACGCGCACGGACUCCGCCGUCAGGGCUAACGAGACCAACAAAAACCGCGUGUGUUUCAGUUACACCGAGCUGAACAACGUCAACCAGAAUCACCUUCACAAUCAUAACCAUUAUCACCACCAUCAUCAUCAUCAUCACCACCAACAUUCGCGAUACUUCCAUCAGGAAGAGCAGCCGUAUUUCCAGCAGAACUGCAUGAAGCGCUACCAGAUCACCCCGGGAUUUAACAACCACAAUCAUCAUCACCAUCAUCAUCACCCGGGACGGAGGAAAAAUGAGAAUAAAGCGAGCACAUACGGGAUUAACUAUCUUCUCUCGAACUGGAAUAACGGUAACCAUGCAAUCAGUCCCGUUACACUGUGGAAAAGCAGGACGUACAGCCCAGGGCUUAACGGGCUUCACGAGGAGAUUAUAGACUUCUACAACUUCAUGUCCCCUCGACCUGAAGAGGCCGCCAUGAGGCAAGAGGUAGUCGACCGAAUCGAGUCAGUCAUCAAGGAGCUGUGGCCAAGUGCUGACGUACAGAUAUUCGGCAGCUUCAGCACUGGACUCUACCUCCCAACCAGUGACAUUGACUUGGUGGUGUUUGGGAAAUGGGACAGACCGCCCCUGCAGCAGCUAGAGCAGGCCCUCCGGAAAAAUAAUGUGGCCGAGCCAUUCUCUAUAAAAGUACUUGACAAAGCUACGGUACCAAUCAUUAAAUUGACCGAUCAGGAAACAGAGGUCAAAGUGGACAUCAGUUUCAACGUGGAGACUGGAGUCAAAGCUGCCCGCUUCAUUAAGGAUUAUGUGAAGAAGUAUACCGUGCUGCCUUAUUUGAUCUUCGUGCUGAAGCAGUUCCUCCUGCAAAGGGAUCUGAACGAGGUCUUUACCGGAGGGAUUAGCUCUUAUAGCCUCAUCCUGAUGGUCAUCAGCUUCCUGCAGCUCCACCCCCGGAUCGACGCCAGAACCCCCAACACAAACCUUGGCGUUCUGCUGAUCGAGUUCUUCGAGCUGUAUGGCCGCCAUUUUAACUACCUGAAAACGGGCAUCAGGAUAAAGAACGGCGGCGCCUACAUGGCCAAAGAGGACAUCAUGAAAGCCAUGAGCAACGGCUACAGGCCGUCCAUGCUCUGCAUCGAGGACCCCCUUCUUCCAGGUAACGACGUGGGCAGGAGUUCCUACGGAGCCAUGCAGGUGAAACACGUGUUUGAUUACGCCUACAUCGUCCUCAGUCAUGCAGUGUCGCCUCUCGCGAACUCCUACCCGAACAAGGACACCGACAGCACUUUGGGACGCAUCAUUAAAGUCACCCAGGAAGUGAUCGACUACAGGGAGUGGAUUGCUAGCAAGUGGGGAAGCAAGCAGACCGAAAGGACUAACGGUCCUGCUCUGCAUAAAGACUCGGUGGAGCAGACGGACUCAAGCGCCCUGCUCAGUGUUGGAGUGGAGGAGCAGCAGCCGCCCCAGAGGGACUCUGUGUCUCCUAAUAGCGCGGACUCUCCCAUGUCCCUGUCCAGCCCUCAGCAGCACUCCUCUGCGUCGUCUCCGUCAGGCAGCGACAUUGACUCGGACAGCACGCCGUGCGCGGCUCCAGCAGUGCCCUCCUACCCUAUGCAGACGCUGGCACUGGGCACGCUGCCUGCUGAGCUGCAGAUGGGCACAGGAAAGGCCAACUUCACCAUGCCACACUCGAUGCCCUCUGCCAGUCAGACGAGAGUUUUAAUACCCGGGAGUCUUCCUCUCCACAUUCUACCUGGCAGACAGCAGGCCGGUCCCAAGGGCUUCCACAACCCGGCGCUAGCACUCGGCCACAUGCAGUACAACCGCAACACGUGGCGCCAUAAGAAGAGGGACAGUCUACCAGCUAGUGUCAGCAGAUAAACAUCGCGUCCUCCUUCUCCUCCUCCUCCUCCUCCUUACCGCUGCCACCUCCCUCCACACUUUUCCUCCUCCUUCUCCUCCUCCUCCUGUCACAACACGAUGAAAACUCGACGAGGCCUCCUGCUGGUGGGGCGCGAGCCGAGAGACCAGCAGUUUCUGCCGCAGCUCGUCGCUCAGCAGCUGCGCUAACGGUGGUGCUACGUUUACUCUCACACUCUAUCCAUGCACACGUGUUUGUGUAUCUGUGUGUGUGUGUGUGUGUCUGUCUGUGAGAAACUCGACCCAGGACCGCUGAGGAAGCCUCCCAUCUGUUUGACGAGCUACACAACGCAAGGACUUGUUGCUUUUUCUGUGCGUGACUUCCCCUUUCACUUGUUAUUUUUUUUUUAUUUACGGGAUACCGUACACAGAUGCUUGUGUGUGUGUUUUUUUUUUUUUGUUUGUUUGUUUUCUCCACUGUGUGAGGGCACUAUCACUAGUGUUUGAGCAAAUGACACGAUGUGGGUUAUUUGUGCAAUAACUUUUUUUUUUUCUUCUUCUUUUGGUUCAAGAACUAUGAUUUAAUUAUGCAUUUUUCUUUUUUUAAUUGCUUUUAUUUUUAGAGAGUUUUUAAUUCCUGUGCAAUUUACACACUCGCCUGUAUUAGGAUUCAUAAAAUCGAGCUUUACUUGAGUUUGUUUAGAAGGCGAUGAAUCCAUCAUCGACCUCGCACUCCUCACCCUGACCACUGAGUGGAACGGGACGCUGCACUCAAAUGAGCCGUGUGUGUGCGCGAGUGUGCGUGUGUGUGUGUGUGUGUGUGUGUGUGCGCGCAAGUGUGCGCGUGUGUGUGCGCGUAUGCGUGCGUGUGUGGGCACGCUACAAAAUGAUUUUAUCAGUCUGUCUACAGGAGGCAUCAUUUCCUCUUUUGUCUACAGAUCUUCUCAGCACUCUUGGUGUGUGUGAGAAUGAAUAGGUGUGUAUGAUGAAACAUGGGUCUGUCUGUCUAAGCUGUAGCUCAGCUUACAUUAGAGCUGCGCUGCAUGACGGCCUAAGAAGCCUAUAGUCCAGCACUCGGACCUCCAGUUUUGUUUUUGGUGGGCGUGUGUGCGGCUCCCUUUUAGAUCGCUGAUUAUGGGAGCCUGAGAAGCUGAAAUGAACAGACGGGUCAAAGCCACCCAUCUUGGACUCCCUUAAAGCUCUCUGUCGGCACCAAAAUUUAACCGAAAAAGGGAGGACAAGAAAGGGAACUAUAACUCUGAUUCCUUUCCGGAAUCUUUAUGUGCAUUUCCAGGUACUUGUACUAUUUUAUUAUGAUGAUGAUGCCUCGUCGGUUGUUUUUUGUUGUCGUCGUUUCGUUUUAUUUCUGUACUGUAUAAUAUUUUCCUGUCUGUAUAUAGCACACUAAACUGUAUCGCUGUUCCCGCGGAGUGUUACAGGCAUACAGGUUAUUGUAACUAUGCAAAUGGAGUUUUGAGUCUUUUCUUCGUUUGACAACCGCAUCUAAAAAAGCCAGAGAGGAAAGACGAGGAAGAUAGGGGAAAAAAAAUUUAAUAAAAAACCAAGGUGUUGCAGUUUAGCAGCCUGAACAAGGUACAUGUGAAUUGUUUGUCUUAAAUAUUUAAGAAAUGAAGAAAAGAACAAAAAAAGAAAAAACAGUGUCUGACUGCUGCUGUUGUCGUAAAGUGUUUUGGCAGAAGUUGGAAUCUUUUUCUCUCUUUCUCUCUCUCUCUCUCUCUCUUUCUCUCUCAUAUGAUAUCAGUGCAGGUUUGCAGUGACAGAACGUCACUCAUUUGGAUUCUUUGUACAAGAAAAACAAAAAACCCUGCUGUCACGGACCUGUUUUUUGAAGUGCAUGGUGAGGACCUAGCCAUCAAAGAGACAAUACACACACCUUUCAGCUGUAAGACUGAACUCAAUGAUGUAAUGGGGCAAAUAUUCUUGUUAACAGCAGUAUCUGCUUCUAGGUAGAACCAGCAUCUUUUGUGGGGGGAAAAAAAACUCUGCUCAUGACUAAGUGUAUUAUUAUAUUAUUAUUAUUAUUAUUAUUAUUAUUAUUGUUAAUGAGCAAAUGAAAAUGCAGACUUUCUAAAGAAAUGUGUUUGUGUGUUUAUCAGCCUUGAUCGACAGACUUCCACUCACUACAGUACUGAGUGUGAAACUCCCUAAUAGAUGUGAGCAAUUUUAAACAGUAUUUUCUGUAUGGCCAAAAAAAAUAAUAAAAAAAAGCCCCUGUACUUAAUAGAGAAAGCCCUAAAAGUGGCACGCUCAGCAUUCAAGAGGUCAAUUAAAGGAUUUUUCUUUUCUUUUUUCAGUUUCACCUUAAUAUUUUUAUGUACAUUAUUUUAUAUUUUAUUUUUUAAAUAAAACUCCUGAAACCGCC